AUGGAAACUCGUGCAGCUGCUAAGAGAAAGGCAACUGCUGCCACAGUGGUUGUGGUUGAAAAACAACACCCCAAAAGACAGCGUGUUGUGCUGGGUGAACUUUCAAAUUUUCCUAGUCUUAUUGUCCCCGAGUCUCAAAAUCCACGCAAAGAGAAACUGCAAUGUCGGAAAAAUCCAAAUUUAAAGAAACCAUCAUCCACGAAAUCCACCCUUUCUUUCUCCCAGAUUGACCAACCUUAUGUUGCCGACAUCUAUGAGUACCUUCAUGCAAUGGAGAUGCAGAGGAAGAGAAGACCAAUGGUUGACUAUGUUGAGAAGCUUCAGGGAGAAGUUACAGUAACCAUGAGGACAAUAUUGGUGGAUUGGUUAGUAGAGGUAGUUGAAGAGUACAAGCUUCACUCGGAUACUCUUCAUCUCUCUGUUUCAUACAUAGAUAGGUUUUUAUCGGUUAAUCGUGUCAGUAAAUCAAGACUUCAGUUAUUGGGUAUUUCAUCCAUGCUCAUUGCUGCCAAAUAUGAGGAAGUUGAGCCACCCCGUGUUGAUGCAUUCUGCAAUAUCACUGAUAACACAUACGACAAGGCAGAGGUUGUAAAGAUGGAAGCUGACAUACUCAAGUCUCUAAAGUUUGAAAUGGGAAAUCCUACUGUAAACACCUUUUUAAGGAGGUUUGCUGAUGUUGCUUCUGAAAACCAGAAGGCUCCAAAUUUAUUGGUUGAAUUUCUGGGCUGCUAUCUUGCUGAGCUAAGUUUGUUGGACUAUGAUUGCUUGAAAUUUUUGCCUUCAAUUAUGGCAGCGUCGGCUGUAUUUCUUGCCAGAUUCAUUAUCUCGCCUGAAAUGCAUCCUUGGGCACUCAAUGUUGAGAACCUAUUGCAGACUUCGUCCUUGUGUGAAUGCGCUGGUUACAAAGCAGUUGAAUUGAAAGAGUGUGUCCUCAUCUUGCAUGACUUGUAUUUGUCAAGAAAGGCGAUGUCCUUCAAAGCUGUUCGGGAGAAAUACAAGUUCAAGUUCGUGGCAAACAUGCCUUCUCCUCCGCAUAUACCAAGUUAUUACUUUGAAACUCAGUGA
Sphenostylis stenocarpa is the source of this 1065-nucleotide messenger RNA. Lineage: Eukaryota; Viridiplantae; Streptophyta; Magnoliopsida; Fabales; Fabaceae. The record is from the annotation of a GenBank genome assembly.